Messenger RNA from Patiria miniata (bat star), 840 nucleotides. Its product is annotated as ankyrin repeat domain-containing protein 49-like. The transcript is spliced from 6 exons. NCBI's taxonomy places the organism in Eukaryota, Metazoa, Echinodermata, Asteroidea, Valvatida, Asterinidae. The record is from RefSeq and is a predicted model, not a curated record. Gene Ontology annotation, molecular function: protein binding. The coding region runs from base 20 to 649 and encodes 209 amino acids.
AUUGCUGAACAGAAACAAGAUGGCUGCGCCCAUGAACCUAGCAACUGCCGCUGCCAGCGGAAACAUAAACCUCGUCAGGUCCCUAGUGGCCCAGGGUGCUGACGUCAAUCAGAGGUCUAGUGAUGGCUUCACACCGCUGUGCAAUGCGGCCUUUUGGGGCUACAGUGACAUAGUGGAGUAUCUCUUAAGACAUGGUGGCGAUGUGAAUCAGAGCAACAGCGGUACACGGUGGACAGCCAGCCAUUGUGCUGCGUUCCAGGGCCACGGCAAAGUCCUGAUGAAGCUCAUGGAGAGUAAACCUGACCUCGCCAUGAGAGACAACAGAGGAAGGACUGCUGUGGACUUUGCAUCAGCGCUGGAGAUCAUCUGGCCGUUCUUUGCAGCAGAAGGAUGCAAACGAACACCCAAAGCAGAGCUCAUCCGUCUGGAGAUUGUACACAAGGUGAAAGACUACGAUCCUAGCAUACCUCAGACAGACUUGGCACAUUUCUCCCGGCCGGGGUCAGCCUACGCCAUGAGGUCCCAAUCACUGAGGGGGGACGGGAACAAACACAAGACAUAUGCAGCUCAGAUGGGUGACGUCUUAGCGGAGGAAGACGAAGGUGUCGGCAAACCUCAGGAUCCAUCCUUUAACAUAUGGAGGAGUUGAUGGAAGAAGGAGCAAAGAGGCAAGACUUGUGCUCAAGCCUGGACACGUGUCUGCAGAUCACAGUGAACAGUGGAGAUAUGUUGUGUGCAAUAGCUCAAACGUCUGGAAAAAAGACUAACCUAAAGUGCCUUCAUGUAAUACUACACACAAUAUUAAAGGACCCAUGCAUUGUAAUUUUUUUAUGCAGUCCU